CUGUAGAUUCUGUAUAUAAACAGUUGGAAGUCACUGUUCUCAACACGAUAGAAAGUCUUAGGAAUCUUCAAACAAUAUAGAACAAUGCUUCCAAUCGCCCUGGUCGCCGCAUUGAUAGCCUGUACCCAUGGUCAGACUGCCAUAGAGAAGGACCCUACAAAGGUCUGCUUUCCCGACACGCUUCAGUUCGUGACCUUUAACCUCAAUACAGAUGAAGCAGGCGUGGAAGCAGUAGACUUCAGGAAGAACAUGCUGGGAAAGAUCACGCCAACCAAGACAUAUGUCCAGGACUUUAAUGCCAGAAAAACUUAUAUUGUUAGCACCGAUGGCAGUUGUCAGACCUUUGACAUUCCUGACGAUGGCAUCUACCCCCAAUGUCUGCCAGCCAAUGCUGUAUGGGUAGGAGAGGCCAACUGGGGAUUCGGACCUAACCUCUUGCCUGAGGAUGGCUGGGAGGUACCUUACAACGGAGGCAAAAUCAGAAUUCUUGUCACCAAACAGCCCGGUCAGCCUCGCUACAUCAUGUUGUCCAAGUUUAUUGAAUGUAAUGGUAACUAUACAGUCACAAUGUAUCUCAAUCCAAGUGUUACCAUCACCCAGGCCAAUAUCUUUGACAUCCCAAAGACUUGCACCCCUUCAACUAUUGUUUAAUAUGCCAACGUUUUUGAAUUGUUAUGUCUUUUGAUUAUCUAUAUUAUUCUAUAUGUUUUUCUAUGUCAAUAUAUUUUUUUAUGUAUUACAUCCUGGACCACUUCGGUGCCCAGGCAGAGAAAGUCAAAACAUUGUUAUUGCGAGUUAAAUACAUUUAGUUUGUUUCUAUUGUUAUUUUUAUAUCCUUGUUAUUAUUGCGUCAAUUAUUAUAUCGCAUUAUGAACGUAAAUAAACAAUGAUAUUAUUGUAA
Molecule: messenger RNA, 901 nt
Organism: Biomphalaria glabrata
Lineage: Eukaryota; Metazoa; Mollusca; Gastropoda; Planorbidae
Exons: 5
Coding region: 85-651 (188 amino acids)
Source: RefSeq, a predicted model, not a curated record